Gastrolobium bilobum is the source of this 2445-nucleotide messenger RNA. Its product is annotated as putative pentatricopeptide repeat-containing protein At1g69350, mitochondrial. Gene Ontology annotation, biological process: RNA modification. Lineage: Eukaryota; Viridiplantae; Streptophyta; Magnoliopsida; Fabales; Fabaceae. The record is from RefSeq and is a predicted model, not a curated record. The coding region runs from base 1 to 2445 and encodes 814 amino acids. Gene Ontology annotation, molecular function: RNA binding; protein binding. The transcript has a single exon.
AUGACACUGUACAUGCCAUUGUUCAGGUCAUGUUCUAGUUUAAGGCCACUCACUCAGCUCCAUGCCCACCUUGUGGUCACUGGCCUCCACAAUGACCCACUUGCCUCUACUAAGCUUCUUGAGUCCUAUGCCCAAAUGGGUUGUCUCCAAUCAUCAAGACUCGUUUUUUAUGCUUACCCUUCUCCUGAUUCUUUCAUGUUUGGGGUUCUCAUCAAGUGUUACCUCUGGAACCACUUGUUUGACCAAGUGGUUUCACUUUACCAUCAUCACAUGGGUUCCCAGCUGACCCAGAACUGCAGCUUUCUGUACCCUUCUGUUCUGAGGGCUGCUUCUGGUGCUGGUGACUUGGUUAUGGGCAGAAAAGUGCAUGGAAGGGUAGUUAAAUCCGGGUUUAGCACGGAUCAUGUUAUCGGAACUUCAUUGUUGGGUAUGUAUGGGGAAUCAUGUUGUUUGAAUGAUGCUCGGAAGGUGUUUGAUGGAAUGGUUGAGAGAGAUUUGGUUUCCUGGAGUUCCAUAAUCUCAUGUUAUGUUGAGAAUGGGCAGCCAGGCGAAGGAUUGGGAAUGUUUCGUUGGAUGGUUUCUGAGGGAAUUAGACCUGACUCGGUUAUAUUGCUUAGCAUAGCUGAGGCUUGUGCCAAAAUUGGUUGUUUGAGGCUAGCUGAAUCAGUUCAUGGAUAUGUGAUCAGAAAAGACAUGGCUGGUGAUGCCAGUUUGAAUAAUUCUCUUAUUGUUAUGUACAGCCAGUGUGGUUACUUGUGUAGAGCAGAAGGGCUCUUUGAAAACCUGAUUGAUCGAAGUACUGCUUGUUGGACUUCCAUGAUUUCAUCCUAUAAUCAAAACGGGUGCUUUGAAGAAGCAAUUGGUGCUUUUAUUCAGAUGCAGGAGUCAGAAGUAGAACCCAAUGCAGUGACAAUGAUUAGUGUUCUGUAUUCCUGCACUAGAUUAGGCUUGCUAAAAGAGGGAAAGUCAGUUCAUUGCUUUAUUUUAAGGAAAGAAAUGGAUGCUGCUGAUCUUGAUCUAGGGCCUGCACUAAUAGAUUUCUAUGCUGCAUGUUGGAAAAUAAGCAUUUGUGAAAAACUUCUUCAUUUAAUUGGAAACAGCAAUGUUGUAUCAUGGAACAGGCUCAUAUCAUUUUAUGCUCGGGAGGGUUUGAACGAGGAGGCCAUGGUACUCUUUGCACAUAUGUUUGCAAAAGGGCUAAUGCCAGACUCAUUUAGCUUAGCAAGUUCUAUUUCUGCAACUGCAAGUGCUGGCUCAAUACAAUUCGGACAGCAGAUACACGGCCAUGUCAUGAAAAGAGGCUUCAUGGACGAAUUUGUUCAGAACUCCUUGAUGGAUAUGUAUUCAAAAUGCGGUUUUGUUGAUUUGGCAUACACAAUUUUUGACAAGAUUAUGCAGAAAAGCAUUGUGACAUGGAACUGUAUGAUUUGUGGGUUUUCUCAGAAUGGCAUUUCAGUAGAAGCACUCAACCUAUUUGAUGAGAUGUACUUCAAUUCUCUGGAGAUUAAUGAAGUAACCUUCUUAAGUGCAAUUCAAGCUUGCUCCAAUUUGGGUUACCUUGAGAAGGGAAAAUGGAUUCACCAUAAAAUCAUUGUAUCUGGUGUACAGAAGGAUCUUUAUAUUGACACAGCUCUGGUUGACAUGUAUUCCAAGUGUGGAGACCUUCAAACAGCCCAAGGAGUUUUUGAUAGCAUGCCAGAGAAAAGUGUGGUGUCAUGGAGUGCCAUGAUUGCUGCUUAUGGCAUACAUGGUCAAUUAACUGCUGCCAUCUCACUCUUCACUGAAAUGGUAGAGUCAGAUAUUAAACCAAACGAAGUAACCUUCAUGAAUAUCUUAUCUGCCUGCAGGCAUGCCAGAUCAGUGGAGGAAGGGAAAUCAUAUUUUAACUCAAUGAAGGAUUAUGGCAUAGUGCCCAAUAUAGAACAUUUUGCCUCUAUAGUUGAUCUUCUAAGCCGUGCUGGGGAUAUCAAUGGAGCAUAUACAAUAAUUAAAUCAAUGUGUCUGCCUAUAGAUUCUAGCAUAUGGGGUGCUCUUCUGAAUGGAUGUCGAAUACAUGGGAAGAUGGACUUGAUUAAAAACAUAUAUAAAGAACUUGGGGAAAUAAAUACAGAUGAUACAGGGUACUAUACUUUGUUAUCUAACAUAUAUGCUGAAGGAGGAAACUGGUAUGAAUCCAGAAAGGUGAGAUCAAAGAUGGAAGGAAUGGGCCUAAAGAAGGUCCCUGGGUGCAGUACAAUUGAAAUUGAUAGGAAAAUAUACAGAUUUGGAGCUGGAGAUACUUCUGAAUGGCUAAUGAAAGAAAUUUACAUGUUUUUAGAAAAUUUUCAAAGUUUGGCACAAGAACAAGGAUGUGAUGUAGAAUUCUAUAGUGCAAUGUAUGGUACUGGUAUGUUUUUUGAGGAUUAUAGUGUUUAUAGCUUGCAGAAAGAUAGUCAUGUGAUGUGA